Messenger RNA from Meloidogyne enterolobii, 1014 nucleotides. Lineage: Eukaryota; Metazoa; Nematoda; Chromadorea; Rhabditida; Meloidogynidae. The record is from the annotation of a GenBank genome assembly.
AUGGAUUUUAUUGAUUUGGUUGAGAGUAGUCCUGAACCUUAUGAUGACCACCGAACUUCAGCAUUUCAAAUGGAAGGAAGUCGAACAGUAAAACCUGAACGUGGCGGUAUUAGAUGGGGAACAAACAGUAAUUUAAACGAUCAAAGUUCUCUGACUGUUCCUGGUGGAUUUGGAUUUGCUCGAUCUCGUAGCCGUAUUGAUGAUUAUACAGAUUCAUUUGGAAGAGUGGAAUCGACACAAUUUUUCAAUCGAUCAACAAAUGGGACUCGUUUCUUUGAAAAUAGAUUGUCUGAGGGAGGGGGAAGAGAAAAUAGAGGAGUUUUUGAAAGAGGACGAAAACUUGUUUCGGAAAGAGGUGAGGGAUAUGAGAAUCAAGAUGUCGGUGGUGGCUUUUUCUCAUCCGGACUUAAUCUGCAAUUACUUCAUCGUAGUGCACGUCAUGCAGACAAUAAUGAUUUGUCUCAACAGUCUGCAACCAUUGAGAGUUCAUUGAAGCGCCAAUCUUUACCAAUUAUUUAUGGAACUAGAAAGAGGCAAUUUUUUGACGAUCCUCCUGUUACAAUUAAACGAACUGUUGGAAAUAAUUCCUUACAAACAAAUGAAUCUCAUAUGUCUCUAGCUGCUAAACAGCCUCGAUUUUCUUUUGUUUCGUUUUUGGCGUUUGAAAUGCGACAAGAAACAAAUUUUAUCAAUUCUUUGGAUGAUCCAAUAAAUGUUAAUUUAAAUCAUUCUAAAAGACUCUUGAAUGCAGAAGUUAGUAGAUUGGAAGAAUCUUAUAAUACGGAAUGGUUAGAAUUGGAUAAUAAAAGAAUUAAAAUUUGUCGUUAUGUUUUGGUACCGACUUAUCGAUAUCCAAAAGAAAUUGAAUUGCUUACUUCUGGUGACCCUCGUUAUGCACAUUUUGCUGGACCUUUGCAUGUUCGAGUUGAUGUUUAUUCUGUUCCACAUAUUGCCCAUAUGCGAAUGGCUGCAGUUUUAAAUUUGCUUCAUAAGGCGUUUAUUCCCGUAAUUUAA